GCGGCUUGGAACAAAAGGAGUUGACGUAUUUCCUGCGCGCCGCCGGAAGCGCUGGUGCCAGUACUAGUAGGAGUAUAAGGCCUGUCUGUGGCAGCGAAAUGGCAAAGACGGUGGCUUAUUUUUACGACCCUGACGUGGGAAACUUCCACUAUGGUACCGGUCAUCCUAUGAAACCUCACCGGCUGUCCCUCACACACAGUCUUGUUCUACAUUAUGGACUUUAUAAGAAGAUGAUUGUCUUCAAACCUUACCAGGCUUCGCAGCAUGACAUGUGUCGUUUUCACUCUGAAGACUACAUUGACUUCCUUCAGAGAGUGAGCCCCAAUAACAUGCAAGGAUUCACUAAAAGCCUAAAUGCCUUUAAUGUUGGGGAUGAUUGCCCAGUUUUCCCUGGUCUCUUUGAAUUUUGCUCUCGCUACACUGGAGCUUCUUUGCAGGGGGCAACACUGCUAAAUAACAAGAACUGUGACAUUGCAAUUAACUGGGCCGGUGGACUGCACCAUGCUAAAAAAUUUGAGGCGUCUGGGUUCUGUUACGUGAAUGACAUUGUCAUUGGCAUACUUGAGCUUCUUAAGUAUCAUCCUCGUGUUCUUUACAUAGAUAUUGAUAUUCAUCAUGGAGAUGGGGUACAGGAAGCUUUUUACCUCACUGACCGAGUUAUGACGGUUUCCUUUCACAAGUAUGGGAAUUAUUUUUUCCCUGGUACAGGGGAUAUGUAUGAAGUGGGAGCAGAAAGUGGAAGAUACUACUGCUUGAAUGUUCCCUUGAGAGAUGGCAUAGAUGAUCAAAGUUAUAGACACCUAUUCCAGCCUGUCAUCAAACAGGUGAUAGAUUUCUAUCAGCCCACCUGUAUUGUUUUGCAGUGUGGAGCGGACUCCCUGGGGUGUGACCGACUUGGGUGUUUUAACCUGAGCAUCAGGGGCCAUGGUGAAUGUGUUCAGUAUGUAAAAAGCUUCAAUAUUCCUUUGCUUGUUCUUGGUGGAGGAGGUUACACUGUGCGUAAUGUUGCACGCUGCUGGACUUAUGAGACCUCGCUGCUUGUUGAUGAGACAAUUAGUGAAGAGCUCCCUUAUAGUGAAUACUUUGAGUACUUUGCACCAGAUUUUACACUUCAUCCGGAUGUUAGUACCAGAAUUGAGAACCAAAACUCUCGGCAGUAUCUGGAUCAAAUUAGACAAACCGUUUUUGAGAGCCUAAAGAUGUUAAAUCAUGCACCCAGUGUUCAGAUCCAUGAUGUGCCGUCGGACAUUCUGAACUAUGAGCGCACAGAUGAGCCAGACCCAGAAGAAAGAGGUGGAGAGGACAAUUACAGCAGGCCCGAAGCUUCAAAUGAAUUCUAUGAUGGGGACCAUGAUAACGACAAGGAAAGUGAUGUUGAGAUUUGAAGCGAUGCUGAAAUGGCAUUUUUCUAACUGUACUCACGGCAGGCUGUGAGCCUAUAUGUGACCCUUUUAUUCUCCUUUAAAUAUGUCCUGACCAGGAUCCGCUGACACUUUGCUAAAACUGCCAGGUUAUUUCAGGACAGGAUUGCCUGCUUUAUUGGGAAACGAUUCGAACAUUAUACUCGUUGCAGGAGUUUUUCCCAAAACCUUUUCAGUAAACUGUGCAGAAAUGA
Molecule: messenger RNA, 1615 nt
Organism: Xenopus laevis (African clawed frog)
Lineage: Eukaryota; Metazoa; Chordata; Amphibia; Anura; Pipidae
Gene: hdac3.S
Product: histone deacetylase 3 S homeolog
Exons: 15
Coding region: 99-1385 (428 amino acids)
Biological process (GO): epigenetic regulation of gene expression
Cellular component (GO): chromosome; cytosol; nucleus
Molecular function (GO): protein lysine deacetylase activity; protein de-2-hydroxyisobutyrylase activity; histone deacetylase activity, hydrolytic mechanism
Source: RefSeq, a predicted model, not a curated record